This is a messenger RNA of Gaeumannomyces tritici R3-111a-1, 1800 nucleotides long. RefSeq lists its product as hypothetical. Gene Ontology annotation, molecular function: tripeptidyl-peptidase activity; serine-type endopeptidase activity. Gene Ontology annotation, biological process: proteolysis. Lineage: Eukaryota; Fungi; Ascomycota; Sordariomycetes; Magnaporthales; Magnaporthaceae. Bases 1 to 1800 code for a protein of 599 amino acids. The transcript has a single exon. The record is from RefSeq and is a predicted model, not a curated record.
AUGCGUGGCUUACUGUGUCCCGCCCUCCUGGGGCUGCUUCUGGGAACGGGAGCCUCCAAGCUCGUCGUCCUUGAGCAGGUCCAGACGCUGCCGGAGCGCUGGGCCUUUUCCGGCGCGGCCAAAGACGACGACACCCUUGCGCUCAAGGUCGCGCUUACCCAGCCUCGCCUCGGGGAUCUCAAAACUAGGCUCCUGGAGAUUAGCACCCCCGGGCGCCCCGAAUACGGCCACCACCUCAGCGGGCCCGAGUUGAGCGUGUAUCAAGAGCACAGUCGCGCCUCCGAGGACAGCGUAUCGAGAUGGCUGGAGUCAAACGGCAUCGUUGACAUCCGGACCGAGGGCCAUUGGGUCAGCUUCAACGCAACGGUACGCCAGACCAAAACGCUCUUGGACACCGACCUGGGCUACUAUGCGUACAACGGCGGCGCGCCGGUGCUCCGGGCGCCCACGUACGCCGUUCCCGCAGAGCUCCAGGACCACAUCAGCUUCGUGUUCCCCCUGUCAAACUUUAUGGCACCUCCGGCGUCGAGGCUGCGGGAGGAGAGCAUCGACAGGCAGUUCUCGGCCCUCUCCAGCACGGCCGCCGACGAGUACCUCCAGUGCAGCAGGGGCGUGCAGCCCGAGUGCCUCCGCAAGCUGUACGGAAUCAACUACACGGCGCCCGACGCGGGGCCGUCGCCGUCGCGACUCGGCAUCGCUGGGUUCCUGGAGGAGCACGUCAGCAUGGGCGACCUCGCAUCCUUCAUGAAGUCGUACGCGUGGGACGUCCCGUCCGACUACAGCUUCGCCGUCGAGAGCGUCAGUAACGGCACCAACGACGAGGGGAACCCGGGCGUCGAGGCCAUGCUGGACGUCGAGUACGGGGUGGCGCUGGGCUACCCGGCCCGGGUGACGUACUACAUCACGAGCGGGCGCGCCGAGAAGAUCGACCCGGACGGCAACAAGGUGGUGCCCGGCAGCGAGCUAGACGACAACGAGCCCUACCACGCGCUACUCGAGCACCUGCUCGCCAAGCCCGACGGCGAGAUCCCGCACGUGCUGUCGGUCAGCUACGCCGACGAUGAGCAGAGCGUGCCGCGCCCCUACGCCGAGCGCGUGUGCGGGCUCUUCGCGCUGCUCGCGGCCCGCGGCGUGUCGGUGCUGGCCGCCACGGGCGACGGCGGCUCGCGCGGCACGGGCCAGGUGCAGCGCGGCUGCUACACCAACGACGGCGCCGCCGCCCCCCGCCGCCGCGCCGCCCUGCCCACCUUCCCGGCCUCGUGCCCCUACGUCACGGCCGUGGGCGCCACCUCCAACGAGGGCCCGCCCGUCUCGGCCGCCCAGUACAGCGCCGGCGGCUUCAGUAGAUACUUUGCCAUGCCGGCCUGGCAGGCCGCCGCUGCGGGGCCCUACGCGCGCGCCGCCGCCGAGAUGGGCGGGCCGACGCCCGACAUGUUUGACGCCGGCGGGCGCGCGACGCCCGACAUCAGCGCCGUGGGCUCGCAGUUUGUGAUCCGCCGCGCCGGCGCCGACGUCGGCGUCCAGGGCACGAGCGCGAGCACCCCCGUGCUGGCGGCCAUGGUGGCGCUCGUCAACGACGCCCGCCUCAGGGCCGGCAAGAACUCGACCGGCUGGCUGAACCCGGCGCUGUACUCGGACCGCAUGCGCGACGCCAUCGUCGACGUCACCGAGGGCCGCAGCAGGGGUUGCUGGUUCCCCGAGGGGAGCGUCGCCGGCUGGGCCGCCACGGCGGGCUGGGAUGCCGCGACGGGGCUGGGCACCCCGAACACUUUUGAGAAGCUUCUUGCUAUUCUGGGGUGA